Biomphalaria glabrata is the source of this 1677-nucleotide messenger RNA. Its product is annotated as G-protein coupled receptor 157-like. Gene Ontology annotation, cellular component: plasma membrane. Bases 283 to 1419 code for a protein of 378 amino acids. NCBI's taxonomy places the organism in Eukaryota, Metazoa, Mollusca, Gastropoda, Planorbidae. The record is from RefSeq and is a predicted model, not a curated record. Gene Ontology annotation, molecular function: G protein-coupled receptor activity. Gene Ontology annotation, biological process: cell surface receptor signaling pathway; adenylate cyclase-activating G protein-coupled receptor signaling pathway. The transcript is spliced from 5 exons.
AUAACGGUGUGUCGCCACGACACAUCCCUUUUAAUUACGACACUGAAAUAUCGCAUUGAAAUGUAAACGUAGAUAAUUGGCUUGAACGUGUGUGUGUUUGGAACUUGUUUCUUUAUUUGUGCAAUGGAUGUGCGCUGAGAAAAAAAUGUAAUAAUAUUCUUAUAUGUUUUUUUUAGAAAUCAUUAGUAAAAAAAAAAAAAAUAACCCAGAUCUGUGGAUUUCUUUUAAGUUCUUUGAUUACUGUAUAAUUCAAGGAAUUAUUGUAUACCGUACAUUGUAAAUAUGGCAGUCGAUGGUCGUCUGCCUAUCAAUAUCACAUUUCAAUCUGUGGAUACGGCAUACGUUCUGAUCAGUGACUUCAUGAGCGUCUUGAGCUGCAUAGGAUGCAUGGUUAUAAUCAUCUUGUAUGUGGCGUAUAAAAACCUCAGGACUACUAGCCGUCUGCUUCUAGUCUGUCUUAGCGUGGCAGACAUUUUCGUGUGUAUCUCAACUGUGCUGCAGACAGAAACGUACUAUGAGAGCAUAGCUCUUCCCCAGCAGAAGUCCUACAGAUGUCAGAUCUCGGCAAGUCUGUUGGUGUUCUCUCAAAUCUGCGCUGCACUCUGGACGGUGGCCGUGACCUUCUAUCUCUUUCUCUGUGUCACGUGUCGCUAUGUCACGGUGGCCAACAGAAUCGUUUUUCUCUUUCAUAUUUUCUGUUGGGGAAUGCCAAUAUUAGUUGCUACUUCAGCCGAGAUCUCAGGAGUGUACGGAUACAGUACGCAGGACCUCUACCUGUACCAUCAUCCCACAUCUUGCUGGAUAAGUGACAGGGUGGCUAACCCCACACAAUGGCACCUACUGACAGUCGAGGGUUGGGUCAUGGCAGCAUUUGUCAGUGUCUCCAUCAUGUACUUGUUCAUUACGGGGUCUGUCAUGAAACAGAAAGGCAGAGGAAGAGUUCUUGCUGGAGAUGAUGUUGUCCAAGAACUAGCCAUUCAAACAGCCAAUGAACACCUUCGAUUCAUUCCAGCCCUCUAUGUGGCCACCAGGCUCUGGGGGACGGCUUACUUUUUCUUUACUAGAUAUCAAGACAGUAGUCACCUCAGAGCUUCAGACUGGUUGAUGAUUUUCAAGGCUAUCGGUGACAACAGUCAAGGCCUGGUCAAUGCCAUAUACUUCUGCACAUCUUCUAGGCAAGUCAGGUUAGUGGUGGGCAAGAAGUUAAGCACACUUUGUUUCUGCUGCUCCGGCUGGUGCAAACAACAGAAGCUGAAUGCCCAAGACAAAUGGAAGGGGGUGAACUCUAUCGUACGAAUGAGGAAAGGGCCCAAGAGACCCAAGCAGUUGGACGGCAGUGAUUUGGAUUUGUCUGGGAUCUCUUUGGAUCUGCCAACAGAGAGUACAGGAGGGGAAGAUGAAGUGAUCUUUGAGAGGUGAAUAGAACAUCCUAAGACCUACUAUUGAGCAACAAAACAGAAUGCACCUAGGACUCAUCAUUAAACAGCAUGUAUCUAGGACUUACCUCUAUGACAAUAAAUAAUUAAUUAUAUAUACAUAUAAGCAUGGCCUUAUGGUCUUGGUUCAUAAUAAACAUUUUGUUUAAUUCAGUUACCAACUCAAAUGAAAACAUUUUUUGUGACUGUGUGAUGAUCUGGAUAUGAGAUAUUACAUUAAAGCUUAAAGUUUGUUCAUUUA